Molecule: messenger RNA, 912 nt
Organism: Linum trigynum
Lineage: Eukaryota; Viridiplantae; Streptophyta; Magnoliopsida; Malpighiales; Linaceae
Source: the annotation of a GenBank genome assembly
AUGGCUGCUGCUGCUCUUCUCCGAAUGUCCAAGUCCUCAUCAGCGCAAUCGACAGCCGUUUCCAGAGCCUUCACCUCCUUCGUCAGCUCACGGAAUUUCUCCGCCUCUUCUUCCUCGGCGUACAAUCCCGAGCCCGACAUCGCCAGAUCUCCUCCGUCGUCUUUCCUAUCUCGGAAUUCACCCUUGCCUCAAGACCCCAAGGACAGGAACGUCCAGUGGGUGUUCCUCGGCUGCCCUGGCGUCGGGAAGGGAACUUACGCAUCUCGAUUGUCCAAUCUCCUCGGCGUCCCCCACAUCGCCACCGGAGAUCUCGUCCGCGAAGAGCUCAAUUCCACCGGUCCUCUCGCCUCUCAGCUCAAGGAGAUCGUGAAUCAAGGCAAACUGGUUUCUGAUGAAAUCAUAAUAAACUUGCUAUCCAAACGUCUUGAAGCAGGGGAAGCUAAGGGAGAAUCCGGUUUCAUUCUUGAUGGCUUUCCUCGAACUAUUAGACAAGCGGAAAUAUUGGAAGGAGUCACAGAAAUUGAUUUGGUUGUGAACCUUCAGCUUCGGGAAGAAGCUCUCCUUGCAAAAUGCCUUGGCCGUAGGAUCUGCAGCCAGUGUGGGGGAAACUACAACAUUGCUUGCAUUGACAUCAAGGCGGAUAAUGGUGGACCUGGCAUCUAUAUGGCUCCUCUUCCGCCACCUCCACAGUGCGCAGACAAACUUAUCCAACGUGCCGAUGAUACUGAAGAAGUUGUCAAGGCUCGACUAGAAAUUUAUAAUGAGAUGAGUCGGCCCUUGGAGGAAUUUUACCGAAGUCGUGGGAAGUUGUUGGAGUUCAGUCUUCCAGGAGGGAUCCCAGAAUCAUGGCCGAAGCUGCUUGAAGCACUGAAUCUCGAAGACCAUGAAGUUAAACGCUCUGCAGCAGCAUGA